Molecule: messenger RNA, 1553 nt
Organism: Zingiber officinale
Lineage: Eukaryota; Viridiplantae; Streptophyta; Magnoliopsida; Zingiberales; Zingiberaceae
Product: U-box domain-containing protein 3-like
Exons: 2
Coding region: 75-1226 (383 amino acids)
Cellular component (GO): nucleus; cytoplasm
Molecular function (GO): protein binding
Source: RefSeq, a predicted model, not a curated record
CCCCAUCCGCUCCUCUCUAUCCCUUCCCUCUUCAUCCCUUUCCGCUCUCUCUCCCUCUCUCUCUCCCUCUCCUCAUGGGAUCGUCAGAGAACUGGGCCUCCACCGAGAGCUCGAGCAGCCGCGGCCUCUACGGGAGGGCAUCGGCGGCGGAGCUCGAGGGCAUCAUCGUCCGCGUCGGGUCCGGAGAGGAGGAGCAAAAAGUUCAGGCGGCGAUGGAAAUCCGGCGCCUCACUAAGACCUCCUCCAGGAACCGCCGCCACCUCUCCCUCGCCGUCGACCCUCUCGUGGCGAUGCUGCGGUCGCCGAGCUACGAGUCCUGCGAGGCCGCCAUCCUCGCCCUCCUCAAUCUCGCCGUCAAGGACGAAAGGAACAAGAUCAGUAUCGUGGAUGCAGGUGCCCUGGAACCAUUAAUUAGCUUCUUGGAUUCUACAAAUUUGGAUUUGCAAGGGUUUGCUACUGCUGCACUUUUUACGCUGUCCGCUUCAAGCGUGAACAAGCCAAGAAUCAGUGCUUCCGGAGCUAUCCCCCUUCUUGUCAAGGUCGUCGAGGAAGGAAGCCAGCAAGCCAAGAUGGAUGCCAUUGCAGCCCUCCAAAAUCUCUCCACCAUCCAAGACAACCUCAGAAGUAUCCUCUCGCUUCAUCCCAUACCUUCUCUGGUCAGCUUCCUCAAAUCCUGCGACAAGUCCACGAAACCAGCUGAGAAGUGCUGCGCCCUUCUGGAAUUACUAGUCAAUUUCGACGAAGGGAGAACCGCUCUGACGCGCGAGGAAGGUGGGGUUCUAAGCGUGGUGGAAGUUCUCGAAGAAGGAUCCCCUCCGAGCCGCGAGCACGCGGUCGGAGCCCUCUUAACGAUGUGCGAGAGCGACCGGAGUCGGUACCGGGAAGUAAUUCUCCGAGAAGGCGCCAUUCCUGGCCUCCUCGAGCUGACGGUUCAAGGGUCAGUACAGUGCCAAGCGAAAGCCCGACGGCUGCUGGAGCUGCUGAGGGAGUCCCCCUACCGGAGACGCCAACUGGAAGCCGACACGCUGGAGAACAUCGUGAGCAGCAUCGUCUCGAAGGUCGUCGACGGCGACGAGCAGACAGAGAAGGCAAAGAAGAUGCUGGCGGAGAUGGUUCAGAUCAGCAUGGAGCAGAGCCUGAGGCACUUGCAGAGGAGAGCUCUGGUGGUGUGCACUCCCACUGAGCUCCCCCUUGCCAAUCGACCAUCCCAAGUCCCCUCAAAAUAGCAAAAGAGAGAAGAGAACGCCAUUAACUCUCUCCGUUAGAAGAAAAUUGAUCAGAUGAUGCCAGUCCAGGCCAGCGAUGGUAUCGAGUGACUGGUGAAGUGUUCGUCUGCAACUUCUGUGCAUAAAUUGUUACUUCCCCUGUUUUAUUGAGCGAUUGAAAGCUUGCAUUCUGUACAAUACUUGUCUCCCUCUCUCUCUACCUGUAUUACUGUCGAUUCACUGCCAUGGCAGGAGAAGAGUUUAUAUGCAUUGUAAUAUUGAUCAAUAAAUAUCUAGAAUAUAAAGAAACUUCGGAAUUUGAAUACUAAAAAUAUUGAUGUAGCAUAG